Molecule: messenger RNA, 1817 nt
Organism: Balaenoptera acutorostrata (minke whale)
Lineage: Eukaryota; Metazoa; Chordata; Mammalia; Artiodactyla; Balaenopteridae
Gene: ATP1B3
Product: ATPase Na+/K+ transporting subunit beta 3
Exons: 7
Coding region: 472-1311 (279 amino acids)
Biological process (GO): intracellular potassium ion homeostasis; intracellular sodium ion homeostasis; sodium ion export across plasma membrane
Cellular component (GO): sodium:potassium-exchanging ATPase complex
Molecular function (GO): ATPase activator activity
Source: RefSeq, a predicted model, not a curated record
CUCAUCUUUUGCUUGUCAUUAUAGAUCUGCUUCUUAUUAAGCCCUCAUGAGUUUUUAAGUUGCUAUGCGUAGUUUUUGCUUCUUCUGGCCGGGCAGAGGGAGCCCCGAGCGUCCCGGAGCCAAGCCGGGUACCACGGAACGGGGCAGUGGCCGUGGGCGGGGCGUCUUCACAGCGUCCGGCUGCGCCGUGCCGCCGGCGGGAGGCGGUAGCGGCGGCGGCGGGGCCUGAACGGCGCGGGGAUUGGCUGCGGAGGGCGGAGACGUCAGGCUCCCGCGGCCGGAGCGGCGGCCCGGCUCGGCGCGGCGCAGCGCAGUCGGGUCGAGCGCUCACCACAGAGAGGAGGUUUCCUAGGCCGUCCCGCCUUCUGCCGCCGUCGCCGGGCUGCGCCGCUCGAGCCCGGACGCGCCUCUGCGCUCCUCGCCGCUUCCACCCCCGCGGCCGCCGCUCUCCUCGACGUCCGCACACACACCAUGACGAAGAAAGAGAAGAAGUCCUUCAACCAGAGCCUGGCCGAGUGGAAGCUCUUCAUCUACAACCCGACCACCGGAGAGUUCCUGGGGCGCACCGCCAAGAGCUGGGGUUUGAUCUUGCUCUUCUACCUAGUCUUUUAUGGGUUCCUGGCAGCACUCUUUUCAUUCACGAUGUGGGCUAUGCUUCAGACUCUGAACGAUGAGGUUCCAAAAUAUCGUGACCAGAUUCCUAGUCCAGGGCUUAUGGUUUUUCCAAAACCGGUGACAGCAUUGGAUUUUUCAUUCAGCGUGUCUAAUCCAGAGUCCUAUAGAGGGUACAUUAAUGACCUUAAGAAAUUUCUAAAGUCAUAUGGCUUAGAAGAACAGAAGAAUCUCACAAAUUGUCGCAGUGGAGCGUUUCAUGAGCAGAAGGGUCCAGAAUAUACUUCAUGUCAGUUUCCUCUUGUCUUACUUGAAGCAUGCAGUGGUGUGAAUGAUCCCGAGUUUGGCUACUCCACAGGAAGCCCUUGUAUUCUUGUGAAAAUGAACAGAAUAAUUGGAUUAAAGCCUCAAGGAGAACCAAGGAUAGAAUGUAUUUUGAAGGGUGAAAACACAGCAAUGCUAUCAACUUAUCCUUCCAAUGGAACGAUAGAUUUAAAAUAUUUUCCAUAUUAUGGGAAAAAACUGCAUGGGAGCUAUCUACAGCCAUUAGUUGCCGUCCAGCUCAUCUUUGGUAAUAGAAAUGACGUAAACGAAGUCACAGUUGAGUGCAAGAUUGACGGAUCACCCAACCUAAAAAACCAGGAUGAUCGUGACAAAUUUUUAGGACGAGUUGUAUUCAAAAUCACCAUGCGUCCAUAGUAGGAGUUAAGAUAUCUCCACAGAGUAAACGUUGUGUUGUCUGUCUUCAUUUUGUAUCAGCUGGACCUGCCAUUCCAGAAUUAUGAGACCGCCUUGGAGAAAGGUGGAGUGGUACAUGACACUGGGGUAGCAUCAUAAUGUGCUUCCAGAUCGUAGUGUUCGGUUUCCUUCAAAGUAACUGCCUGUUGCCUCUGCUGCGUUUUGAACGAUGUACAGUCACCAGAUAGGGACUGUGAACACCUGAUUCUGAACAUGUAGGAUGGGGGUCUUGUCCAAUUUUUAUGUGGUUUAAUUGCCAAGUGUCUAAAGCUUAAUGUGCUGUGCUAUGUAAAUAUUUUAUAGAUUUAACACUGGUUAACUGUCAUAUUUUGAUGCCAGCAAAGUUUUAGGGGAUAAAAUGGUACCUGACCAACGUCAAACGACUUUAUAGCUGCAAGAAAUGCGGUGUAUGGAGAAGCUCUGUAUGUGAGGAGGAAAAAGGAAAAUAAAAGUGGAUUUGAAAGGUU